Messenger RNA from Musa acuminata subsp. malaccensis (wild Malaysian banana), 1538 nucleotides. Its product is annotated as SH3 domain-containing protein 3. Gene Ontology annotation, molecular function: protein binding. Lineage: Eukaryota; Viridiplantae; Streptophyta; Magnoliopsida; Zingiberales; Musaceae. The record is from RefSeq and is a predicted model, not a curated record.
AUGUUUUGUCACCGUUGUCUUGGCGUUCUUCUCCCGUGCCGAUCCUUCCCUUUCUGUCUCCCCCACAUCCUCCCUCGUUUCGAUUUCGCUUUCGCUGGCAGAUCCGAGUGAUCUGAGCGCCGAGCCUCUGCCAAAUCGUUGAUUCAUUGGGAGAUUUCUGGUGCGGAGUUGCCGGCAGCAGUAGGAGCUUCCUGAGGGUACCGGUGAUUGGCUUGGGAUUGGGGUUUUGGGUGCAAGAAUGGACGCGCUGAGGAAGCAGGCCAGCAAGCUGCGGGAGCAGGUUGCCAAGCAGGCAGUGUUAAAGCAGUUUAGUACGAGUGGUUAUGAGAGCUCUGAUGUGAUGGUUAUUGAUGAAGUUGAAUUGCAGAGACAUCAACAACUAGAAAAGUUAUAUAAGUCUACUCGUGAAGGAAGGGAUUUUCAGAAAGAUAUUGCUCGUGCAGCUGAAGUCUAUGCAUCGAUAGGGCAUAAACACAUUGAAAUUGGGACAAAACUGUCAGAAGAUUGCUAUAGAUAUGGAGGUGAGAAUCAUGCUAGCGGUGCAAUUUUAGCCAAAGCAGCAGCUUUAUAUGGUGGUUCACUAAGAAAUGUCACGAAGGAGCAUGAAGAUUUUGGUUCCUUUCUAUCUUCACAGAUUAUAGAACCAUUAAAAGCAAUGGCUACUGGUGCUCCACUGGAAGAUGCUCGUGGUCUUGCUCAACGUUAUAGUCGCUUGAGACAUGAGGCUGAGACCCUGGCAGCAGAAAUUUCGAGAAGGCACUCUCGAGUAAGAGAAUCUCCCAUUCUGGAAAAUACUGCAAAACUUCAAACUUCUGAAGCUAAAAUGCGUGAACUGAAAGCAAACAUGGCAGUUUUGGGAAAGGAAGCGGCUGCUGCAUUAGCUGCUGUCGAAUCACAACAGCAAAGACAGACAUUUCAGCGUAUACUUAACAUGGUAGAGGCAGAAAAAUCAUUCCAUCUAAGAGUUGCUGCUAUACUUGAUGAUUUUGAAGCUGAGAUGGUCACUGAAAAACAACAAAAGGUGUCUGCACUUCCUUCUGUUCCUUCCCAUAAUCGUUCUGAGAAGGCCUUAUAUUUUCUUGCUGAGGCUAUGUAUCAUUUCAAUGCUACUUCUGAAAAGGAAUUAAGCUUGGUGGUGGGUGACUAUGUUGUUGUACGGCAGGUGUCUCCAUCAGGAUGGUCCGAAGGAGAAUGCAGAGGCAAGGCAGGUUGGUUUCCAUCAGCAUACGUGGAGAAACGCGAAAACAUCCCUCCCAACAAGGUCUUCUCCCAAGUAUACUAAUCUCGGAUGCUGUUUCAACUUGUUGGUUGCAUUCGAGAAGUUUAGUUAUGACUUGAAGAAUGGAUCCUCAUAUUCAUCUGGGCUAGCCGCUAGAGACUUCCGAAAGAUGUUAGCGAUUCUUUUUCUGUAAGAAAUGGAUUAUGAUGAUAUUAUGAUUCCAGUUAUUUUUGUAUGGGAUUGAAAUUUGAAGUCAUAACAGUUCCUGUUGUAUCAGUAUUGCCAUUUGAGCCUUUUGAAGAACAUACAUACUGAUCUA